Molecule: messenger RNA, 1035 nt
Organism: Aspergillus lentulus
Lineage: Eukaryota; Fungi; Ascomycota; Eurotiomycetes; Eurotiales; Aspergillaceae
Product: asparagine synthase C-terminal domain-containing protein
Molecular function (GO): asparagine synthase (glutamine-hydrolyzing) activity
Source: RefSeq, a predicted model, not a curated record
AUGAACGAAUCUGUCCCGAAUGAGACGCCCCCGUCAUUGACAAUCGACUCUUACGCCAUCCAAGAGCUUGAGCAAAGGCUUUGUCAAUCGUUACACCUUAGAAUUCAAAAGGUGCCCGAACCACCAUCCAUCACUAAAAGUGAUGUGAAAGUCGCCGUUUUGUUCUCUGGUGGCCUUGAUUGCACUCUACUUGCCAGACUGUCCCAUGACAUACUUCCCAAAAAUGAGACAAUUGAUCUUCUCAACGUCGCUUUCGAGAACCCGCGAGUUGCUGCCGCAGCUGCUGGCAAGGAGGGCGCAACGGCAUCGGUCUACGAAAGCUGUCCAGAUCGCAUUACGGGUCGCGCAGCCUUCGCAGAACUGCAGAGAGUCUGCCCAGACCGCAACUGGCGCCUCGUCGCAAUAGACAUACCCUACACUGAGACUGUCGCGCACCGUGAUAUGGUGAAGCGCUUGAUGAGACCUCACAAUACAGAGAUGGACCUGUCUAUUGCGUGCGCGCUGUACUUUGCUUCUCGCGCACGAGGCAUGGCCGUCAAUAGUCGGAAUUCACCGUCCGAGCCGACACAGUACACCAGCCCAGCGAGAGUACUUCUCUCCGGCCUGGGAGCAGAUGAGUUGUUCGCAGGCUAUGCGCGACACGGAGUAGCGUUCGCCCGCGACGGUUUUAGGGGCCUCAUUGACGAGAUCCAUCUGGACGUCAGUCGUCUCGGCAAGCGAAAUCUCGGCCGCGAUGAUCGGAUCCUCUCAAACUGGGGUCGCGAGGCGCGAUACCCGUUCUUAGACGAAGAUUUCGUCUCCUACGUGCUCGAAGCCCCCGUAUGGGAGAAAUGCGGCUUCGGGGUCCCAGAACCAUCAGAAACCACUGGUGUGGAUUAUACCGGCAUCGACCCAGAGAAGAGAGCGCUCCGCCUCCUGUCCCUGAAGCUGGGCAUGGCUACUGUCGCUCGGGAAAAGAAACGAGCAAUCCAAUUCGGCUCCAGAACAGCAAAGAUGGAAAAGGGUAGAACCAAAGGAACCGAUGCACUGAGCUGA